Molecule: messenger RNA, 1419 nt
Organism: Onychomys torridus (southern grasshopper mouse)
Lineage: Eukaryota; Metazoa; Chordata; Mammalia; Rodentia; Cricetidae
Gene: P3h4
Product: prolyl 3-hydroxylase family member 4 (inactive)
Exons: 8
Coding region: 54-1412 (452 amino acids)
Biological process (GO): peptidyl-lysine hydroxylation; collagen fibril organization
Cellular component (GO): endoplasmic reticulum
Molecular function (GO): protein binding; collagen binding
Source: RefSeq, a predicted model, not a curated record
CUGGAGCCAUCGGUCCUCCCGCUGCUCGGGGAGCCUCGGGGCGCGGCGUGGGCAUGGCUCGCCCGGCGUGGGGGCUGCUGUGGCUGCUGCUGGGCAGCGCCGGCGCGCAGUACGAGAAGUACAGCUUCCGAGGCUUCCCGCCGGAGGACCUGAUGCCUCUGGCCACGGCCUACGGCCACGCUCUGGAGCAGUACGAAGGCGAGAGCUGGCGCGAGAGUGCGCGCUACCUGGAGGCGGCGCUGCGGCUGCACCGGCUGCUGCGCGACAGCGAGGCCUUCUGCCACGCCAACUGCAGCGGCCCCGCCGCCGCCGCCGCUGCCUCGCAGCCCCCGCCCGCGCCCGGCCCGGACGCUGACCGCGACGGCGGCGACGGGGAGGACUGGGCGCGCGAGCUGCGGCUCUUCGGCCACGUCCUGGAGCGCGCCGCCUGCCUGCGGCGCUGCAAGCGGACGCUGCCCGCCUUCCAGGUCCCCUACCCGCCGCGGCAGCUGCUGCGCGACUUCCAGAGCCGCCUGCCCUACCAGUACCUGCACUACGCGCACUUCAAGGCGAACCGACUGGAGAAGGCGGUGGCUGCGGCCUACACCUUCCUCCAGAGGAACCCCAAGCACGAGCUGACCGCCAAGUAUCUCAGCUACUACAGGGGGAUGCUGGAUAUCGGAGAUGAAUCCCUUACGGACCUAGAGGCCCAGCCCUACGAGGCUGUGUUCCUCCGGGCUGUGAAGCUCUACAACAGCGGGGACUUCCGCAGCAGCGCAGAAGACAUGGAGCGGGCCCUGGCUGAGUACAUGUUGGUCUUUGCUCGGUGUCUUGCUGGCUGUGAGGGGGCCCAUGAGCAGGUAGACUUCAAGGACUUCUACCCAGCCAUAGCAGAUCUCUUUGCAGAGUCCCUGCAGUGCCAGGUAGACUGCGAAGCCAAUCUCACCCCCAACGUGGGCGGCUACUUCGUGGACAAGUUUGUGGCCACCAUGUAUCACUACCUGCAGUUUGCCUACUACAAAUUGAAUGACGUGCGCCAGGCUGCCCGCAGUGCUGCUAGCUACAUGCUCUUUGACCCCAAGGACAGUGUCAUGCAGCAGAACCUGGUGUAUUACCGCUUCCAUCGGGCUCGCUGGGGGCUUGAAGAAGAGGAUUUCCAGCCCCGGGAGGAGGCCAUGCUCUACCACAACCAGACCUCUGAGCUUCGGGAGUUGCUGGACUUCACACACAUGUACCUUCAGGCUGAUGAUGAGAUGGAGCUGGAGGAGACAGAAUCACCCCCCGGUGAACCAGGGGAGACAGAAGAACCCCCGUCUGAUGCUGAGUUUGAAGGGGAGGGAGACUAUGAAGAGGGCUUCUAUGCUGACUGGUGGCAGGAGCCAGAUGCCAAGGGCGAUGAGGCGGAGGCUGAACCAGAGCCUGAACUGGCAUAAGAGUGGU